AUGGCCAGCGAUCAGAGAUUUGAGCGGACUUUGCUAGCAGUUGCAGAAGCUGUUCAGACAUUUGCUGCCGGAACAUUCGAAUUCGCAGAGAGUAUCAAGCGGAUAUGGGGACCACAGACCGAGCCAGAUGCAGUGGAGACAUCUAAUCCACUGCAUGUGGAGGGCAUGCAGGAUGUUCAAGUGGUUUGUCAAGUUCGAGAACGAACGCCGGUGUCUCAGGACGGAGAUCAACUGGCAGUGCAUUCCCAUACUCACCCGCCGUCCGUCACUAUGCACGGCGAGGAUUUACAAGCUCUGCAAGAAUCAAGCGCAUCGAUAGACACAGCAAAUAUGCAGAUUUCUAUUGAUAUAGAUGCACUAGCUGGAUCUACUACACAGCAAGCUUUCAGAUGUUGCUACAAGUGUUUUUCACGCUGGCAAGAUGGAAGUGCGAACCCACCCUGUCAACCUAUCCCAGGACGGGAGAUUCCAGCAGGCGAGUUGGGGAUGAUGUUGUUUGACAAAAUAGAGUCGGAUCGUUAUCUCAUAGAGCAAACGCGCAAUGCCACGAGGGAAGGACAGAACUUUGGAGAUUCAUUUCAUGAGCGACCAGAAAUCCCUUUAUGUCCUCCAAUUGCGGGCAUACCGCAACCGCAGCUCGGUUCGAAGCGAGCCCAUCAGGAUAACGAUGAGCAGCAACCCGUGUUCAAACGGCAGCGGACACAGAAGUUCUGUGAAAAAGCAAGGCUGGAACGGAAUGAACAGCUGAAAAAGGCUAUGCAACAAGAACAAGAUGACCAUGAAGCGAUAGAAGACAGCGAGUCCUCAUCAUCAUCAGUAUCUUCGCCAUCCUCGAUUUAUUCUUCUUCGUCGUCAGAGGAAGAAGAGGCGCAGGUCAACAGUGAAGCUAUCAAAGUCUCAGAUGUUGUGCGAGCUUUGGACAAAAUAGCACACAACGAGGUGAUGCAUGAAGAAGAAAAUGAUCGAUCCUCGACUUUGACGCAGGAACAGUCCUCGGGAGAGUCAUCAUCAGAAGAGUAUGACUCUUCUGAUGACUACUCCUCCUCUCAGGAAGAAGAAGCAGUACAAAUUCUAGCAGCAAAAGAAGUCUCACAGGAGGAACGCAACGUGAAGGCUAAAGCAGCGAUUCAACCAGAGGAUGAAAACAGUGAAGCAUCCUCGUCUUCGGCAGAAGACGACUCCUCAGAAGAAGAUUUAGAGGAGGAACCUGAAUAUCAACUGAAGAAUCAACUCGCACUAAAAGCAGGUGCGCAAGCUGAAUGCAAAGAGAUGAUUAAAGAAGCAAUCCCUAUCCUACUAGAGGAAGAGAAUACGGAGUCCGAGUCAUCCUCAUCUUCAUCGGAAGACGAAUCCUCAGAAGAAGAGUCAGAUGAGUCAGAUGAGGAACCAGAGAAACCGCAAAACCAACCAGCAACAGAGAAAGAGCCACCACAAGGACGCAAAGUCAAUUCGCAAGAACUGGUUCAGUUAUCAAGCGACGAAUCCUCCAAUUCGUCAUCAGAAACCAGCUCCUCCGAAGAGUCAGAGGACGAACCAGAGGAAUCAAAGAAACAACGAGCAGCAAUAGUAGAGGCUCAAAAGAAACGCGAAGAAAAGCCGCAGGAACCGAUUGAAAUACUAAGUGAUGAACCUUCGGAAGAAGACUCGGAGAUGGAGACAUAG
Messenger RNA from Penicillium vulpinum, 1662 nucleotides. RefSeq lists its product as uncharacterized. The transcript is spliced from 2 exons. Lineage: Eukaryota; Fungi; Ascomycota; Eurotiomycetes; Eurotiales; Aspergillaceae. The record is from RefSeq and is a predicted model, not a curated record. The coding region runs from base 1 to 1662 and encodes 553 amino acids.